GCAUGUGCUGCCAUGCCCGUAUACAGUGGACGAGUUGCCUUGCCAAGUUCGCUUCCGUCUUGUGGGGCAUCAACCAACUACUACGUGUUGUUCUAUUUAUAGCGUCAGAUACAACAUAUGCCGACGAGCACUUUCAUCCUUGAUCAAUCUCUUGCAAGUGCUGCAGCGCAUCAAUGGCGUCGAGUAACGCAACAAGUCACAAGUGCUCCAGCAGGGCAGCAGGCCCCGUCCCAUUCAAGGACUUUGAAGACGAUGUCCUCCACCAGGUGCCGGAGAGGACGUCUCCGGAAGAUCACGACGCUCUGGUCUCCUCCCUGCCGAGCACGGUGCUGCCCGGCGUCCAGUUAUUCAAGCUCCGUCUGUAUCAGGGUUUCUGGCUGCACGAGAGGCUGGUCCCGGGGGCCGUCGCUCUCCAGCAACGCUUCGAGCCCCGCCCGGACGACGUGGUCGUCGCCAGCAUGCCCAAGUGCGGCACCACGUGGCUCAUCGCGCUGACGUUCGCCGCCAUGGCUCGCCGCGCUUACCCGCCCGCCGGCGCCGACCACCCGCUGCUCCGCCUCAACCCGCAUCAUGUUGCCCCUUUCAUGGACCUGUUCUUCGCCCAAGGCCGGGAGGCCGUGCUCGACGCGCUCCCGUCCCCGCGUCUCAUGUUCACGCACAUGCCGCUCGCCAUGCUGCCGCGCGCCGCGCCGCCGGCUUCGUCCGGCGCCGGCGCCGGCGGUGGCGGGUGCAGGGUCGUCUACAUCUGCAGGGAGCCCAAGGAUAUGGCCGUCUCCCUGUGGCAUUUCCGUCGGGUGCUCUGCCCUGAGCUCUCGUUCGCCGACACCUUCGAGUCCUUCUGCGCCGGCCGGUCCAGCGGGCCGUUCUGGGACCACAUCCUCGGCUACUGGCGCGCGAGCGCCGCUACGCCGGACAACGUGCUCUUCCUGCGGUACGAGGAGCUGCUGCGUGACCCCGCGGACAAUGUCAGGAAGCUGGCGCGCUUCGUCGGGCUCCCGUUCUCCGACGCGGAGGAGGAGGCCGGCGUCGUUCACGCCAUCGUCGAGCUGUGCAACCUCGACAACAUGAGGAGCCUGGAGGCCAACAAGAGCGGCCACCUGCCCUACAUCAACUUCCCAAACAAGUCCCUCUUCCGGAAGGGAGUGGCCGGCGACUGGGUGAACCACAUGACGCCGGAGAUGGCACGCCGCAUGGACGAUAUCGUCGCGGAGAAAUUUCGAGGCACGGGGCUCACUUUCCCGUGAACCGAGGAAGGCGCACGUCAAUUCGUCGAUUUUCAUCUCAAUAAACGUUGAGUGCAAAUGAGGGGGAAUAUUGUGUGCAAAUCUGAAUGGAGUGUGAAAAAUAAAUUUAAAUGUUUUUAUCGUUAUUAUGAAGUUGUAUUAUAAAUCCGUGUAAUAUUUGAUCUUCAAAUUCAUGUUUACAAGAUCGGAAAGACAACUCAUUCAUCAUGUACUGUAUUGUACUAUUCAUUAAGCAUUUUUCUGUCUUAGGGAAAAUGAAGUUGUUAA
This is a messenger RNA of Brachypodium distachyon (stiff brome), 1511 nucleotides long. Its product is annotated as cytosolic sulfotransferase 5. Gene Ontology annotation, cellular component: cytoplasm. Gene Ontology annotation, molecular function: sulfotransferase activity. The coding region runs from base 174 to 1244 and encodes 356 amino acids. The record is from RefSeq and is a predicted model, not a curated record. NCBI's taxonomy places the organism in Eukaryota, Viridiplantae, Streptophyta, Magnoliopsida, Poales, Poaceae. The transcript has a single exon. Gene Ontology annotation, biological process: sulfation.